Corythoichthys intestinalis (scribbled pipefish) is the source of this 2113-nucleotide messenger RNA. RefSeq lists its product as uncharacterized. Bases 463 to 1479 code for a protein of 338 amino acids. Gene Ontology annotation, cellular component: nucleus. The record is from RefSeq and is a predicted model, not a curated record. Lineage: Eukaryota; Metazoa; Chordata; Actinopteri; Syngnathiformes; Syngnathidae. The transcript has 5 exons.
UAUUUGGAAGCCAAACUGCUGUUCACCAGACGACAUGAGUCAAUAUUGCCCUUUACUAGCCUAGCCCUAGUGUUACUGUUAGCCAUCGCUGUUUAGCUGCAAAGAAAGCAGAGCUGAGCUUGUACCAUUGCUGCCACUAAGCUACUACUAGCAAACAACGUCUCCCGUUUUACUAAUAUAAUUGUAGGUAAUGUAUGUGUCUGACAUAAAAAGAAUAUUGCAUUAGCAUUUAACAUAUUGUCCAAGAGGUGAGGAUAAAUGAACACAGUGCAUCAUUAGCUACUAGCCUCAGUCAAAGUUAGCAUUUAGCCUUCGCUGGAUUGGGAACUAGCCAAGCUGAAAAAUUGCCGACAUUUCCAAAUAUCAAGACAACGCAUAUGUUUACUAAAGACUCGUCUGGAAGUUGGAGCUGAGAGGCGACUACACAGCAGCUGAAGAACUACUGACGCUGUUUUGUGGAGAAUGUCUUCGACAUUAUUCUACAACCAGGACAGUGUUAUGCGCCUCAAGAAAAGGAAAGCCCGGUUUACUUUCAGUGAGGUUCACAUACUUUUGGAUGAAGUGAGGAAACAUCGCUCAGUGGUUGUAGGAAAAUUCAACCGCGGUGUCGGAACAGACUUGAAAAAGCGCACAUGGGCUGAAAUUGCAGCCCGAGUCAACGAGAUCGGCGAGUGCCAGCGAGAGGUCAUUGAGGUUGUUAAGAAAUGGUCGGACCUGAAGUGUGACACCAAGCGGAAAGUUGCUGCCAUGCGGUCGGGCAAAGUGCCAAAUCGGGGCAUGAACUCCCGUCUUUCUAAAGACCUUACUCAAACAGAGAAAGUAGUGCUUCAGAUUCUGGAGAUGGACCAAGAAGACCAGAUUAGCAGUGACUUAGGCCCCCUUUGUGAUGAUGAUGAUGAAGAACUGGAGGAGGACGACAUGGUCGGAAUGCAAAGUUCACCCAACGGUGCUGACGAGUUGUCUAUGCCUCCUUCAACGUCGUACACUUCAAGUGGAUUUGCACAAUCAGGGGACUCAUCGCAGACAGCCUUUGAUAUGCAGUUUGAAAUACCUGCUUCAGAAGAUUGGGACGAGGACCGUCAAGAUGACGCGCUGCCGUCAAGCCGGUCUACUAAACUCCGAGGGAGUUACCAAGGAAACAACGGCCUCCCGAAACAAGAGCAACCUCAUACUUCUUCUGGCGCUUCAACCUCAGCCUCACUUCCAAUCACUGGUCAGCCAACCGACGUGAGAGAAAGCAUGCUCCACAAUGCGUCACUCAGCCUCCACGAACAGCACGCCACCAACGUCCUGCUUGAAACGGUUUCCCGUUCCCUGGAGCUUUUGUCUGAGUCGGUGCAGCAGCUGGCAGAGACUCAGCAGGAGUUUGUGCGAGAGUCCCUGCAGCUCCAACGAGAAACGGUCCAAGUUCUGAGAGACUUUACGGGCGGCGCCAUCACUUUCAUGCAUGACAAACUGAAUGGACGGCCUGCGUUAUAGCAUCAUCUUGCCAGAUGUGUUCCUGACUUUAUAUAUGGCCUUCAGCCACAGAAACCUUCAAGUUCCUUUGGAUUUUUACACUGGUUACUGUUCUGACGACAGUACGCAACAGAUAUUCCAUUAUGGGUUUAGAAAGCCUGUCUGAGGGUUCAAUUUUUUGGUUGUUUUCUUUUGCUACUGAGAGAAGAGAUACUCGUGUCACUGCGUUGUAAAGCAUGUACCACUUUUUAAAGCCGUUCCUUGUUUUAUUGCUGACAUUCAAGAAUGGGUCAUUGAAUUUGAAAUGUCAAAUUCCGCGCCUUUGUCCAUAAGUGUUCUCUUGCUUUGUGUCUGUGUAUAAGGUAUCACUCAUACUGUAACAUUGAGUAGUUUUCAGCACCUGACCAUUAUAUGGUCCAUAUAUCUUAAAAUUAUACAUGACUCAUGAUUUUUACAACCUAUACUGCGUUAUUAUAUUAGAAUGUCCGAAAAUGAAACCUUUUCUUUUAGACGUUAAAUAAACUGUGUAAAACUUUGGGGAGUUUUUUUCAACCACCAUCACUUAGAAUUUAUUUAUUACUUUGUAUGUCUAUUUUUUUGUAAUUUGGAUGACGAUUUAUGAGAGGAGUGAGUGCUUUAAACAGAUAACCUCUGU